ACCACCUACCGUAAAACAACCGUCCCGUUUGCACAAAUUUCCCCGUGUUUUUCCGCUCCCCCCUCCCUCCUCUCUUCUUCUUCUCCUGUUCGCUUUUUUUGUUUGUUUUUUCUUGUAAUCCUUGUUUUGUUGUUCCGUGUGUUCCUCCUCAAAGAUGGCCUGUCAGGGGCUCCAGAAAGGGGAAACCCUGGCGACACUGAAGAGUGAGAGCGAGAGUCUGAAGAAGAAGCUGGAGGAGGAGCGGGGCAAGCUGAACGAUGUGGAGUUGCACCAGGUGGCUGAGAAGAUUGAGGUGCUGAGUGCUCUCUCCAUAAAGACCAGACGUGUGCUGAAGGGUCACGGGAACAAGGUGCUUUGUAUGGACUGGUGCAAAGACAGACGUCGUAUAGUCAGCUCUUCACAGGAUGGAAAAGUGAUUGUCUGGGAUGCAUUCACUCUUAAUAAGGAGCAUGGAAUUACCCUGCCGUGCACAUGGGUUAUGGCAUGUGCCUAUGCCCCCUCAGGUUGUGCAGUGGCGUGCGGUGGAUUGGAUAACAAGUGCUCAGUGAUCCCGCUGUCACUGGACAAAAACGAGAACUUGGCCGCGAAGAAGAAGUCGGUCGCCAUGCACACCAACUAUGUGUCAGGAUGCACCUUCACCAACUCUGACAUGCAGAUCCUGACCUCCAGUGGUGACGGCACAUGUGCCUUGUGGGAUGUGGAGAGUGGCCAGCUGCUGCAGAGUUUUCAUGGUCACACAGCUGAUGUCUUGUCCUUGGACCUCGCCCCAUCUGAAACUGGGAACACUUUUGUCUCUGGGGGCUGCGAUAAGAAGGCCAAUGUGUGGGACAUGCGCUCUGGACAGAACAUUCAGUCUUUUGAGAGCCACGAGUCUGACAUCAACUGUGUAAAGUACUACCCCAGCGGAGACGCAUUUGCUUCUGCUUCUGACGAUGCCACAUGCCGUUUCUAUGAUCUACGAGCUGACCGUGAAGUAGCCGUCUACCAGAAGGACAGCAUCAUAUUUGGUGCUUCCACUGUGGACUUCUCUCUCAGCGGUCGCCUGCUCUUCGCUGGUUAUAAUGACUACACCAUCAAUGUGUGGGACGUCUUGAAGGGAACUCGUGUCUCCAUCCUGUUUGGGCAUGAGAACCGCGUCAGCAGAGUCAGAUCGUCACCUGACGGCACGGCCCUCUGCUCGGCCUCCUGGGACAACACCUUACGGAUCUGGGCCUGAUGUUUACAUGGUGGUUGUGAUCCAGCAAAGAUGGCACCAACCUUAUGUGACCGCCAGCCACACAAGUCGUCGCCUGAAAUCAACACACAGAAACACAAACACCCAAAACAUCUCCUCUGAAUGAGAAUAUGUCAUUGUAUCAUUACUGUAGGGUGGGUAUCCAUUUAAACAAACUGUUCAUCAAGUUUGAAUUCCUGAUCUUUGUUUCUGAUAGCUUGACAACUGGUACUGUAUAAUUAUGUACGUGUUAUUGCUAAUGUAGUGGGAAAUAAUUGUCACUGUAAAGAGCCAAAAUAAGCUGUAGAUAUCAGCAGCAUGUGUCUGCUCUGCUAUGUAGACCUACAGGCAGUAAUUGCUGAUUGUCUUGUAAAUUAUGCACAUUGGUUUACUCCUCUGUCAGUGCCACACCUUUCCAGAACAACGCUGUAGGUGUGCACACUGUUAUUAUCCGUAUUACUCUUGUAGGUUAUGUCAUGAUUAUCCUAAGGAAGGCAACUUUAAAUUUAACCUUGUAUUUUUCUUAUUUCAAAAUAUGUAAACCAUAACAUCGUAGGUUAAU
Toxotes jaculatrix (banded archerfish) is the source of this 1775-nucleotide messenger RNA. RefSeq names its product guanine nucleotide-binding protein subunit beta-5b-like. Gene Ontology annotation, biological process: G protein-coupled dopamine receptor signaling pathway; G protein-coupled receptor signaling pathway. NCBI's taxonomy places the organism in Eukaryota, Metazoa, Chordata, Actinopteri, Toxotidae. The transcript has 11 exons. Bases 155 to 1216 code for a protein of 353 amino acids. Gene Ontology annotation, cellular component: cytoplasm; heterotrimeric G-protein complex. Gene Ontology annotation, molecular function: signaling receptor complex adaptor activity; protein binding. The record is from RefSeq and is a predicted model, not a curated record.